GUCCCAAAACCCUCACCGUCUUCGCCGUUCGCGAAAACUGAAAACCUACUUGCGGAUACCGGAGCUGCGGAAUACGUAGCUUCAGCAGCUCCCUUCACAACUCUUCUUUACUACGAUUUAUCCUUUGAGACAGCAUUCAGUUUUUCUCCUUCGGAAAUCUCUAAUUCAUGGAGUUUUGAUUGAUCUAACUGAGAGCGGCUGGUGAGGAUUAUUGCAGAUUAGUAGCUUAUUUUAACGUGUAUCUCUCACGUUUGGACGACUUCCGGCGAGCUAAAAUGGUUACGGAACAAAAGGAUGACGCCGCCGGCAAGACUUUGCCUCCUGUACAGGAGAUAUCCGAUGAGUUAGAUGCAAAAGUAAAAAAGUAUCUUAGAGGAGAAGCUGCUAAUCUAGAGGAAUUGAAAGACAAAAAACUAAAGGGUCAGCUUGCAGUAAGGGAAGACUUGUAUGGAAAAGCAGCAAGGGCUGCUGCCAAGACCGAGAAGUGGCUUCUUCCAAGUGAAGGUGGCUAUUUGGAGCCUGAAGGGAUAGAAAAGACAUGGAGGAUCAAGCAGGAAGCUAUUGCUCGCGAAGUAGACAUCCUAAGCUCAAGAAACCAGUAUGAUAUAGUCCUACCAGAUCUUGGUCCAUACACUUUGGAUUUCACUCCAAAUGGUCGGUACAUGGCAGCUGCUGGACGUAAGGGUCAUCUAGCCCUUGUGGACAUGCGGAAUUUGAGCCUAAUUAAAGAGAUUCAGGUUAGAGAAACAGUACGUGAUGUGGCAUUCCUGCACAAUGAACUUUUCUUUGCUGCUGCACAGAAGAAGUAUCCUUAUAUUUAUAAUCGCGAUGGCACUGAACUUCAUUGUUUAAAGGAACAUGGUGCAGUCUUAAGGCUUCAGUUUCUGAAAAACCACUUCCUGUUGGCAUCAAUAAACAAAUAUGGCCAGCUACAUUACCAGGAUGUGACAACAGGUGAAAUGGUAGCAAAUUACCGGACUGGUUCAGGUCGUACUGAUGUUAUGGAGGUGAAUCCAUACAAUGGGGUUGUUGCAUUGGGUCAAUCAAACGGCACAGUAACCAUGUGGAAGCCUACCAGUGUUAAUCCACUUGUGAAGAUGCUGUGUCAUCAUGGACCUGUCUCAGCAUUGGCAUUCCAUCCCAAUGGCCAUCUCAUGGCCACAUCUGGGAAGGAAAGAAAGAUUAAGAUUUGGGACCUGAGGAAAUUUGAUGUUCUCCAAACUUUACCAGGCCAAGCAAAGACCUUGAAUUUCAGUCAGAAAGGCUUGCUUGCUGCUGGAACCGGCUCAUUUGUUCAAAUAAUGGGAGAUUUGUCUGGAUCACAGAAUUAUAGUAGAUACAUGAGUCAUUCUAUGGUGAAAGGUUACCAGAUAGGAAAAGUUUUAUUUCGGUCAUAUGAGGAUGUUCUGGGCAUAGGACACUCCAUGGGUUGGUCUAGCAUUCUUAUUCCAGGAUCAGGGGAACCCAACUUUGAUUCCUGGGUAGCAAACCCAUUUGAAACAUCUAAACAGCGGAGGGAGAAGGAAGUGCGCUCACUCCUUGACAAACUCCCACCCGAAACAAUCAUGUUAGACCCAACAAAGGUUGGUACAGUAAAGGAAGCGAGGAAGAAAGAAAAGCUAACAAAGAAGGAGAUUGAAGACGAAAUGGAAGCUGCUAUUGAGGCUGUGAAGGCAACAGACCUGAAGAAGAAAACGAAGGGCAGGAAUAAACCAAGCAAGAGAGCAAAGAAGAAGAAGGAGAUCAUCAAGAGAGCAAAGAGGCCUUUCGUGGAGCAACAAAUUGAGGAACAAGAGUUAUCCCGAAAGAAGCGGAAGCUCAGUCAGGUAACCGACAUGCCAAAGAGUUUACAGCGGUUUGCCCGCAAGACUGGAACAUAACUGUGCCACAUGUAGUCUCUAAUUUUAUUUUUUAUUUUUAAAUUUUAACAAGAUGAUGUAUUUUACUCUUCCUUUCCUUCAAUUUCAAAUUAUCUUCAUAUUGUUACAUCUGAGUUUGUUUUUAUGAGGUUGUCAUUUACUCCCAUGUCAAAACUCUGUACCGAGACACGAUAAAGAAAAAAAAGGAAA
Rubroshorea leprosula is the source of this 2069-nucleotide messenger RNA. Lineage: Eukaryota; Viridiplantae; Streptophyta; Magnoliopsida; Malvales; Dipterocarpaceae. The record is from the annotation of a GenBank genome assembly.